GAAUUCACUUUCUAUACCUUUCACACUGUGAAAAUUAUUCUACUAGCUUCAACAUUGAACAGUACCUCUCGCCAAUCAAUUUCUAUUGUUCAUGUUUUAGUUUAGAAAUUUUGAAUUGUCGCAACGUAUAUCCGAGAAAAUCUUACAAUCCCAAUAAUAUACUAUCAAGCGCGUUCGCAAAGUCAACAUUUUCUUAAGUAGCUGCAAUUUUGCAUUGUACUGAAGUUCCCUCGAGAUUACUUGCAUCUUCCUUCGGUGAUUCUAUCUCGACAAUUCUACAACCCCGAACGCAUACAGAGACAGCUAUGUUUGGAAGUACUUUCGGUCAAAGCCAGCCAGCUGGCGGAGGUUUAUUCGGGUCAACAAACACCGCACAACCUUCAGGUGGUUUAUUUGGAUCUACAAAUACUGCGCAAAAGCCAGGAGGAUUGUUUGGCUCGACUACAACUACCGGAGCUCAAAAUCAGGGAGGAGGGCUCUUCGGCGGCGCGGGGCAAAAUACUCAACAAAAUCAACAACAGGCUAGUGGACUAUUCGGUGGAGGACUAGGAGCAAGCACUCAACAGAACCAGCCUCAAGCGGGAGGACUAUUCGGAGCAAAUGCACAACAGCCACAGCAGCAACAAACGGGAGGAUUAUUCUCUGGACAGACUAUGGGAGCGCAGCAGCAAGCGGCCCAGCAGCAGCAGCAGCAGCAACAGACUGGUUUAUUUGGGCAGACGCAAUCGUCGCAAGCUUUGGGCCAGUCACAAGGACAAUUUGGAAAUUCUUUGUUCACAAAUACAAACACAAAUGGGCUGAGACCUCGAGAAAAGAGUGUGAUAGACCAGAUUGAGACGGUUGUGGGUAAAUGGGAUACAGGAAGCAAGGACUGUGCCUUCCAAUAUUUCUUCUAUAAUAACGUUGGUGUGGACGAAGCACCAUUCUAUCAACCACAACCCAACGAAGACCCAAGAGCUUGGGAAGAAGCGCUUUCAAAAAAGCCAGGACCUGGAUAUAUUCCAGUCUCAUGUAUCGGUUUCCAAAUGAUGGGCGACAGGAUCAAAGCUCAGCAAAAUCAUCUUGCAGCAUUCAACAUUCGAUUACAUAAUAUCAAUGCUAGUUUGUCGAACCUACUUCAAAAUCACGACACGAGGACAAGUAUACGGGCAAUGGAUGCGAGAAGGAAACAUGUGGUCUUAAAACAAAGAUGCAUUGCAUUGGCGACUAAAGUGCAGGUUUUAAGAAACAGAGGCUAUGCGCUUAGUGGAGACGAGGAGGACCUGAAAGCUAAACUUAUCAAGAUAGAAAAGGGGGCUAGUGAUCCGGCACUGGGUGCCAGAGCAGAAGAGAUUUGGGCUCGAAUGAUCAACGUCCAAGAACGAGGUCGGUUAUUGAGGACGGAACUGGAGAAGGUUGGGCAAGAAAAUGGAGAGAUUUUGGACGACACCAUGACCGCGCGAUGCAAGAAGAUUCUCGAAGACUAUCAAACUCAAUUAGCACAUUUGAAAAAGGAGUUGGAUAGGGUACAUAAAGAUUAUGUCGAAUGGGAGAAAGAGCAGCCACCACAAAUAGCAGCGAGGACAAGAUUCGGCCGAUGAUUGAUGCGAAAUACCCAUGGUUAAUUUGAUCGGAAGUGCUUUAGACUUCAUGGAGUUGGUUGGGAUGUAAAAAAGGAUAGGCAUUGUAUAAUAUGGAAGCUUAAUUACAGACUAAUAGUAGUAAUUUCUCUUUCACCUCAAA
Botrytis cinerea B05.10 is the source of this 1722-nucleotide messenger RNA. RefSeq names its product Bcnup57 (gene Bcnup57). The transcript has 3 exons. Gene Ontology annotation, cellular component: nuclear pore central transport channel; nuclear pore. NCBI's taxonomy places the organism in Eukaryota, Fungi, Ascomycota, Leotiomycetes, Helotiales, Sclerotiniaceae. Gene Ontology annotation, biological process: nuclear pore organization; protein localization to nuclear inner membrane; NLS-bearing protein import into nucleus. The coding region runs from base 306 to 1580 and encodes 424 amino acids. The record is from RefSeq and is a predicted model, not a curated record. Gene Ontology annotation, molecular function: structural constituent of nuclear pore.